AUGGCGGGAUCUCAGGGCAGGAAGAAGAGUUGGGCCAAGAGCCCAUUGGCCCUCUCUGUCAUGGCUUCAAAUCUAUUGGUCAGUUGGGGGGUGCCUCUUCUUUUGUUACAUGCCUGUGAUUACAUUGCUCAGAAUGCACCAGAUGAUGAUCAUCGCAGGGACUUGGAUGCCAUUGACGCCUUCGGAGGGGAGCAGGAGAUUUCCACCGCAUUUGGCAAGCGUGGAAUGAAGACGGACUUCUUUGACCUCAAGACCCAGGGCGAGGAAGGCGACAUUUUGAGCAUGCCCGGCUUCCUGGUGAUAUUGCUAAAGGUGUUACAGCUUCGCAUUGGGGGCCUCCUCAUAGGGGGCCCUCCGUGCGGGAGCUUUGUGUGGGUCAACCGAUCGACAAGCCGCAGAAGCAAGACCCGGCCGCUUGGGGACAGCUCCAGGGAAUAUGUCAGGUGUGCCAACUCGAUCACGACAAGGUUUGUGCUCCUUUCAAUGGUCGCCCUGGCAAGGGGUUGUGAGAUUUUAUGGGAGCAGCCUGGAUCGAGCCUGAUGUUAGACUUCCCCUAUGUUAAAUUUCUGGCGCUUGCCAUCAUGCCGAUUGCGUGGGGGAAAGUACGAUUUCCUAUGGGUGCUUUCGGCCACCCAAACACAAAGCCGACAAUACUGUUUGGGUCAGCGCCCUAUAUCGAAAGCUUCAAGCGCAAGAUGAAUGCCAGGGACAAGCGCCGUGUGCAAAAGAACAAGGCCCUGGAUAAAUACAAAAUGGUGAAAAAGACCAUCAACAAGAAAACGGGUAAAGUCCAGGUGAGUGGGGCCAGUGGAAUGCGGCGCUCUGCAGCCUAUCCUGCUGGCUUUGCGAACCAUGUUGCAAAUCAACAUCAGCGACUUUUGGCCAAGAAGCUUCCGGUGACCAAGACCCACAAGCGGGAGGUUGCAUCUCCACCCAGUAAGGCACCCUACAACUGGCGCCAUGGCCAGCUCAAGGAAAUCCGUGACUUCCUGAGGCAUCAGGUCGAGUUGAAAACCUACUCGCCAGUUCUGACGUUGAAUGACCGAGUUGCUGCUGAUGAUGCGUUGAAGAGCUCCAAACGCGCAAAGCUAUCAGGCUCCAAAGGCCUUGAAAGCCCCACGUCGACCACGGCUGGUUCUCCAGGAGCAUCAAGUUCUGGCAGCACAGUUCCAGGAACAGAUGCUGCAGCCAAAGAGAAUGCGCUUUUGGGGUAUCAGCAAGCCCAGCAUGAGCAAGCCCUUGCAAACAUGGCCAGACCUUCUCCACCUGCUGUGCCACCCAAACGUACCCUUGCCCGUGUCAACAGUGUUCCCAUCUUCUCACCUGUUACACCAGUUGAUAGGAUCCGCCGCACCAGCACACCAACAGAACAUGGGGUCCCAGCUGUGGCGCCAGCAGCCAUACCCGAACAGCAAAAGCAAGUGCCAGUUCAACCUGAAAUGACACCUGAGGAAGCCAAGCAGGAGAGGAAACGACUUAAGAAGAUUGAACGGAAGGCAGCAAAGUUCCAACGUAGGGAAGCAAAGCGAGCACGAAAGGAAACAGCCACAACUACUGCACCCAAUGCUGCUUCACAUGAACCACAGGCAGAAGGAUGUCCUGAACCAGCCCCGCACCAGUUGCAAGUUGCAGUAGCCCAGCCCAAGCCAGCACCAUCACAGCCCAUGACUGUGAAGCAAGAACCUGGGACUGUAGGACCCCGCGCAAUUCCCACAAUCAAGGUUGCAGCAAAAAAGUCAUCUGCCAAGCCAUCUCAGAGGCCAGGCGCAGCAGCUCCUAGUGACACUGCUGAACCUAACCAGGCUGUCAAGGCAGCACAGACACCAGUGAGAACGGAUGAAGCUGAACAUGCAGCACGUGAACAAGCAACUCAAGACAACUUUGUGCGGGCAAACACAGCAUCGCAAGUGGGAACACCACAGACAGCAAACCGUGAUACUAGAUCACCUUCCCUUGAAACACUUUUGGACAGAACAAUGUAUGCGGAAAAAUAUGGUGAGGCAGAAACUGUUACACCCACACCUCAGCCAGGGACUGAAACAACACCAUCAGCACCCGCGACACAAGCAGCAGCCGAGACACAACCAGCACCCCAGACACAAGCAGCAUCCCAGACACAAUCAGCACCCGAGGCACCAUCAGCAUCCCAGACACAAUCAUCACCUGAGGCACCAUCAGCAUCCCAGACACAAUCAGCACCCGAGGCACCAUCAGCAUCCCAGACACAAUCAGCACCCGAGGCACCAUCAGCACAGGUAGCAGGUACAGCAGCCCCUGAGGCUCAACAGCAAGAACAACUUGCACAAAUACCAGGGCCAAGGAGGAGAAGAGAAAUGACUACAGAACAGAAAGCCCUGCAUGCGCGUUACAUGCGGUUCUCAAGAUCUUUUCAGAGAAGGGAUUGCCCAAAGGAGAUGAAGACUGCUUUCCAGAAUGCAGCCUACUGCAGUGCCAAGCUUAGCCUGCUAAAAGAAGCUUGGGAAGAGUGCGCUGGAGAGUGGAGACAGUCUUCACUCUACAGGAAGAUUACCAACAAGUCAUCAGUCAGUAGCCAUGGUGCCAGGGUGUGGUUGACGCGUGAUCAAAUCUGCGUCAAGUACAAUAACAACCAGGAAGUGGCUAAUGCCAUAUGCAGGGCAAAAGAAGAUGAUGAAAUUCUGUGUGAGACACAGAUCAAGGACCACCCAGAUGCACCUGGGGUUCAGGCAUUGCGGCAGUAUUUGGUGUGGGAUUCCGAAGGAAUCAGUGAAUGUCGUGACACAGUCAUCGAAGAUUUGUUCACUGCACAAGAAGGCAGUGACUCGGAUGGAGAAAAGAAGCUGAAGAAAAAGAAGCGUGAACCUAGCAGCUCCAAAGGUUCCGACCAUGAGGAGUCAGACAGUGAUGAUGAGUCUUCUGGCCAGGACAAGAAGAAGAAGAAUAAGAAUAAGAAAAACAAGAGGGCUGGCAAGAAAGGUGGAGGAAAGAAGGAGACUAAGGAAAAAAAGGAAAAACGCUUGCGAAAAGAACAGGAGAAGUUGGACAAGGAGAAGAAAAACAGGAACAGAAGGACUUGA
Molecule: messenger RNA, 3057 nt
Organism: Cladocopium goreaui
Lineage: Eukaryota; Dinophyceae; Suessiales; Symbiodiniaceae
Source: the annotation of a GenBank genome assembly